Messenger RNA from Vicia faba (fava bean), 1290 nucleotides. The record is from the annotation of a GenBank genome assembly. NCBI's taxonomy places the organism in Eukaryota, Viridiplantae, Streptophyta, Magnoliopsida, Fabales, Fabaceae.
AUGGAAAAUCAAAAUGGGCCGCAUUUGGUUCUAAUACCUCCACCAUUCCAUGGCCACAUGACUCCUAUGCUUCAACUAGCCACAGUCCUUCAUUCCAAAGGCUUCUCCAUCACCAUAGCACACACCCAUUUCAAUUCCCCUGAUCCUUCUAAUCAUCCUAAUUUCAAUUUUCUACCCUUCUUUGAUGGUUUAUCUAGUACCCAAAUCACUUCCAAGAAUUUCGUAGAUAUUGCUUCAACUCUAAAUUGCUUGUAUAAUCUAUAUGAUGGAUUUUUUCAUUUCAUCGAUUCUUUGGCUAAGGAAUUAAAGCUACCAAGUAUUGUCUUUCGAACCACUUGUGCUACUAAUUUUCUCACUUAUCACGUGUGUGCUCACCUACAAACCAAAGGGUACCUUCCCUUGCAAGAUUGUAAGUCGUUGGAUUUGGUACCAGAACUGGAGUUGCUGCGAUUCAAAGAUCUACCUAUUUUCAAUUUAAGAAAUCCACAUGAUUUCCUUCAUUGCACAUCUAAAAAUCUUUCAAUAACACCUUUAGCUGUUAUUUUCAACACUAUGCAAGGCUUAGAAGAUUCAUCAGUAAUUCAACUCCAGCAGCUACACAAAAUUAACCUCUUCCCCGUAGGUCCUCUACACAUGAUUGCCAAUGAGUUCAAUAAUAUCAGCAUUAUGCGAGAAAGUGAUGGUUGUAUAUCUUGGCUAAACAGCAAAGCAAGAAAAUCUGUGUUAUAUGUAAGCUUAGGAAGCAUUGCUAGUUGGGAAGAGAAAGAGCUAACUGAAAUGGCUUGCGGAUUAGCGAACAGCGGGCAAAGUUUUGUUUGGGUUAUUCUACCGGAGACAGUAAACAAUGUUUCAGAAUGGUUAGAAUCGUUGUCGGAAGAUGUUAAAUUAGGUGUAACAGAGAGGGGUUGGAUUGUGAAAUGGGCACCUCAAAGUGAGGUUUUGGCACAUGAAGCUGUUGGAGGUUUUUGGAGUCAUUAUGGUUGGAAUUCAACAUUGGAGAGUUUGUGGGAAGGAAUACCAAUUAUUUGUCAGCCCCAUUUUGGAGAUCAAAGGGUAAAUGUUAGAUUGUUGAGCCAUGUUUGGAAGGUGGGUUUGGAAUGGUGUAAUGUGAUGGAAAGAGAUGAGAUUGAAAAAGUGGUAAGAACACUUAUGGUGAAUCAAGAAGGGGAAGAAUUGAGAGAAAGAGCAACUGAAUUGAAGCAUGAGAUUAGAUUGGCUACAAAUGGUUCUUCCUCGGAUGCAUUAAAUGGGUUGGUAAAAUGCAUCUUGUCAAUAAAAAUGUCUCAUUAG